Messenger RNA from Ostrea edulis (European flat oyster), 1050 nucleotides. RefSeq names its product notch homolog 2 N-terminal-like protein A. Gene Ontology annotation, biological process: Notch signaling pathway. Gene Ontology annotation, molecular function: calcium ion binding; Notch binding. The transcript has 12 exons. Bases 1 to 1050 code for a protein of 349 amino acids. NCBI's taxonomy places the organism in Eukaryota, Metazoa, Mollusca, Bivalvia, Ostreida, Ostreidae. The record is from RefSeq and is a predicted model, not a curated record.
AUGCCUGCCGGAAUAGGAAUAUUUGCCAGAACGGCGGAACCUGUAUCUCCUAUACGAAACAUUGGAUGCAUUGGAAAUGCAAGUGCCCGGACGGGUACUUUGGAAGACUCUGUCAAAAUGUGCAUACUGAAGGGGCAGGAGGAUCCAGUUGUUUUCCUAAAAGUUAUAGUGGAUCUAAGAGGGGUGGAUGAUUUUGACAAUGGAUUUACCUGUUCACGUGAUGAGGGACAAACACCAAAAACCGAAGAAUGCGUAAUCGAUCACUGUGCUUCCUCUCCGUGUAAACAUGAAGGUACUUGUACAUCCGGUUCAUCAACGUUUUCAUGUCAGUGUGCACAUGGCUAUAAAGGAAACAUGUGUGAAGACAUCGAUCAUUGUGCCUGUUCUCCAUGUACAAAUAACGGAACGUGUACUUCCGGUCCAACAACGUUCUCAUGUCAGUGCGCAGAUGGCUUUAUCGGAGACACAUGUAGAGAUACCGAUCACUGUGUCUCCUCUCCAUGUAAACAUAACGGGACGUGUACUUCCGGUCCAACAACGUUCUCAUGUCAGUGUGCAGAUGGCUUUAUCGGAGACACGUGUGGAGACACCGAUCACUGUGUCUCCUCUCCAUGUAAACAUAACGGGACGUGUACUUCCGGUCCAACAACGUUCUCAUGUCAGUGUGCAGAUGGCUUUAUCGGAGACACGUGUGGAGACACCGAUCACUGUGUCUCCUCUCCAUGUAAACAUAACGGGACGUGUACUUCCGGUCCAACAACGUUCUCAUGUCAGUGUGCAGAUGGCUUUAUCGGAGACACGUGUGGAGAUAUCGAUCACUGUGCCUCUUCUCCAUGUAAACAUAACGGAACGUGUACUUCCGGUCCAACAACGUUCUCAUGUCAGUGUGCAGAUGGCUUUUUCGGAGACAUGUGUGGAGGCACCGAUCCCUGUGUCUCUUCCCCAUGUAAACAUAACGGAACGUGUACUUCCGGUCCAACAAGUUUCUCGUGUCAGUGUGCAGAUGGCUUUAUCGGAAACACCUGUGGAGAGUGGGAGCUAUUGAAGUAG